UUAUGUUUGAUCAAUUCCAUGGGAAUGUUUCUGAAGGAAACAUAUGGGUUUUUCAGACCAAGAAAUGUGGGAGAUUUCAGAGCAAUAGAGUGAUGCGUAACAAGAAUAAAUCAAAUCCUCUGCAACUUUGCAACAUUAAAGUGUAAUAUAGCCUCAAAAGCAGACAAGCAAAGAGAAGUAGUGGGAGAAAAAUGGCAAGUUAUGAUGCUGUUAGCCACCUAUCCUAUUUUUUUGGCAACAUCACACGUGAAGAAGCUGAAGAUUAUCUGUUGCAAGGAGGACUAAACAAUGGACUGUACUUACUGCGACAGAGCCGAAACUAUCUGGGUGGUUUUGCUUUGUCUCUGGCAAACAAUGGAAAGGUUUAUCAUUAUACCAUUGAGAGGGAAAUUAAUGGCACUUAUGCUAUUACUGGAGGGAAAUCCCACCGGAGUCCUGUGGAACUCAUUGAUUACCACUCAGAUGAAGUCGAUGGUCUCGUGUGUUUACUCAGGAAACCAUGUAAUCGGCCACCAGGAGUGGGACCAAAAACAAGCCAAUUUGAGGACUUGAAGGAAAAUCUAAUCAAAGAAUACGUUAAACAAACCUGGAAUUUAUAUGGACAUGCCCUUGAGCAAGCAAUUAUUAGUCAGAAACCACAACUGGAGAAACUGAUUGCUACAACUGCACACUUGAAAAUGCCCUGGUUCCAUGGGAUGAUAUCUCGGGGGGAUUCAGAGCAACGCCUACUUCUGGGUACAAAGACCAAUGGGAAAUUUUUGAUUAGGGAAAGAGAUAACAGUGGAUCCUAUGCACUUUGUUUACUCAAUGAAGGCAAGGUAGCACAUUAUCGCAUAGAUAAAGACAAGAAAGGAAAACUUUCAAUACCAGAUGGAAAGAAAUUUGAUACUUUAUGUCAGCUAGUGGAACAUUAUUCCUAUAAAGCAGAUGGACUUCUAAGAAUAAUCACAGAACCCGUUAAAGAUCCAGAUUUUCAAUCAAGAAAUAAUUCCUUACCCCCAAAAGUUUCUAAGCCUCGCAACUCCACGACUUGGUCAACAGGUGGAAUUAUCACCAGAAUCAAAUCAUACACUUUCCCAAAGCCAGGAAGCCAAAAGCCCUCUUUCUCUGUUCGUGGCCAGAGAGAUGAUACUGCACUACUUGCAAUGUUUAACAAUUAUGUGCCCUCGUGGGCAAGACGAGGUGAACACAGGGAACCUUUGCCUAUGGAUACAGAAGUUUAUGAAAGUCCAUAUGCAGAUCCAGAAGAAGUAAAAGCUAAAAAUGUCACCCUUGACCGAAAUUUACUGACUUUGGAAGAAAAAGAACUUGGUUCUGGUAAUUUUGGUACAGUAAAAAAAGGCACUUAUGAAAUGAAAAAAGGAAAGAAAAUUGUGGCUGUGAAAAUUCUCAAAAAUGAAAGUAAUGAUCCAGCAAUAAAAGAUGAACUCCUAAGAGAAGCAAAUGUAAUGCAACAACUUGAUAACCCAUAUAUUGUCCGAAUGAUUGGCAUAUGUGAAGCUGAAUCUUGGAUGUUGGUAAUGGAAAUGGCUGAGCUUGGCCCUUUGAAUAAAUAUCUGCUAAAACACGGAGAUAUCACAGAAAAGAACCUAAUAGAGUUGGUGCAUCAAGUUUCCAUGGGAAUGAAAUAUUUGGAAGAAAAUAAUUUUGUACAUAGAGAUUUAGCUGCAAGAAAUGUGCUUCUGGUUACACAACAUUAUGCCAAAAUCAGUGACUUUGGACUUUCAAAAGCUCUUGGCUCUAAUGAUUAUUACAAGGCAGAACAUCAUGGCAAAUGGCCAGUUAAAUGGUAUGCUCCAGAAUGCAUGAACUUCUUCAAAUUUUCUAGCAAGAGUGAUGUAUGGAGUUUUGGUGUGUUAAUGUGGGAGACAUUUUCCUAUGGGCAAAAGCCAUAUAAGGGUAUGAAAGGAAUUGACGUUGCUCAGAUGAUUGAAAGAGGAGAACGAUUAGAAUGUCCAGUCGGUUGCUCAUCUGAUAUCUAUGAACUAAUGAAAUUGUGUUGGACAUAUAAAGUUGAUGAUCGGCCAUCAUUUUUUACUGUUGAAUUAAAGCUACGCAACUACUACUAUGACAUUGCUCAAUAAGUAUGCUGUGGUAUUGCAAUGAAGACAUCCCAAGAGGCAGAUACAAAAGUUGACUUUUCAAAUAAGUUGUCCUCCAGAAAAUACUCAAAAUGCUCUCUAGAAGAAUCAUUGUGAAAAGACCAUUGCUGUAGAAUUACCUUGCUACUUUUAAAAACUUGCUAGUAUCUACAGUAAUAUUUUUAAACUGAGCUUAUUUGAUGUUCAAGGAUCUGGCAUUAGUUAUACUUGCUUAGUCUAUUUUAAGUCAGUUUGGUUAGGUUGCGUUCUGUCUUGCUGUUCAAAUGAACCAUCUUUUGUGAUAUCAAAAGAACAUUUGUAUUUCCAUCAUUAUUGCUGUCAAGAGAAUCGGAUAAUUUCACUUUUGAAAAUUCAAAGCAGAGAUUGGUUUUAAACUAGAAAUGAGCCAAUAAAGUUAGAAAUAACAGAUCAUAGAUUUAAAACAUAUGGCAUAUAUGUGCAAAACAAAACCUAUAUCCCCACUUCUUUCUUGGUACUUAUUAUUUGGAAAAAUCUAAACAUCUAUAAACAAAAUUGGCAAAUUGUUUCAUAUAGUAACAACAUAUCUCUAUUAUUGUUUUAAUCUUUAAAUUAAAUAAUAAAAGUUUAAAAAAUAAGAAAUACAGAUAAACUAACAGCGCUUCACCUCGGUCUGUUGUAUCAUAUAGUCAAAACACUGAUAGGCUCUGGGAACCCUAUUUAUUUAGGUGUACUCUAUAUUAAAAGCUAAUUGUUUAGCUAGGUGUCAUUGAGUUAGGCUUAUUUCUUGGGGUGCUGCUCAGUAUUUCAGUUUAUUUCCAACAAUAACCCAUAACUCUUCCUAAGACAAUCAUGCAAAAUUUUCUUUUAUCCUGUCCUUCUACCUUAACCUAUAUCCACUCUUUCUUCCAUUUCUCCAUCUUGAUAAAGAAAGUUUGUAUGUUUUAUUCUAUGAACACCUCCCAUGUUCCAAGUUUGUGAAUUUCACCUUACUAAUUGUUGCCUCAAAAGACAGUGGGCCUUUAUUUGGCUGAGGAUUGAACAACCAUUUUUGCCUGGUAUUCUUAUUGUCUUUAGAUCCAUCUUCUGAAUGUUAUUCUCUCAUUCUUUCUCAGUAUCAAUAUACAGUAUACAUUACUGUAUACUGUGCAUUAUUGCAAAGAUCAUUGCUUUAACUAUUCUGAUCAUUGUUGUCAUCAAAUAUUAUCUUGUAAAAUAUCCUUCAGUGAGGGUAUUUGCACUUGCAUCUAACAAUAAUACAAACAUAUUCUAGCAACUUCUUUAUACUAUUUGUUCCCAUAAUGUCUUCAUCUUGUUCCCAGCCCACUGAUGAGACAAGCUUACGGUAAGUUGUUCUAAUCCAUUAUCAAAGCAAUGCUUUCUCUCUUAUAGGGAGAGGAAUCCCUUAGUUAUCCCAAAGUGUGUAAAAUCUUAGAUGCUUCUUGAACUAUUCUGUCAGCAGCACAGUCAGGUGACUUCUAGAGGGUAGGAUCAGCUUCAAGUUACUGCAGUUACACAUUUCCCUUCAGUACCUACUGUCACCAUUCUCUUUUCUUAGCCUUUGGCAGAAAACACUGGGCAUAGUUGUUCCAGACCCAGCAAUUUCAUCAAGAACUUAACAAAUUGUGAAGGUUGUCCAGAUCCAGGAAUUGUCCAGCGAUGGGACAAUACAUUUUAUGCCAAUAUUGAUUUCUGCUGACUCAAACAUAGUUAGCCACUUGAAUUAGGCCUUGGGGAAGGGCCAUCCUUGUCACAGCAUUUAUUUCCUAAGAUGAAUGUCUUCUUUACUCAUUAUUUUUACUUUACUUUGUGAGCCAAAAGCUGACUUACCAUCUACCAUCUUCAUGACCAACUGUAAGCUCAUGAUAUUAGCUUGUGAUCAUGAGGUGAUGUUAUUAUAAGGUGACUAGAAAUCCUUCCAUGGCUAAUGAUCAAGAUGCUUUGAUAACAAACAUUUGCAAGUAACCAAAACUUUCUCAGCUUAGGCAUGGAGAAACCUUUACUGAACUGAUUCAUAUAAUAAGAGUUUCUAAUACUGCAUUAUUGAGCAAUAGUACUAUUCUUUGUGCUUUUUGUAUUUUCUGUAAUAUAGAACUAUCAGGAAAAGAACUGGAAUGUUCAUGCCUUAGCAUCUGAAUUUAAAUUUCUUGAAAUGUUUCUACUAAACAGCCAUCUUGCCUUAUUCUCAGAACAAUAUCAAGUAUUCAGACAGUAGGGUAUAUCCAACUAUGCACGCUUCCCCUGUUAGCUUAACAUCUCCCAGUAAAAUAUAUUCUUCUCCCAGCAUUCUAUCCAAGGAUGCUGCAGAAGAGUUCAGCCACUUAUGGGUAUUACAAGGAGAAUAAAACAAAUUCUUUUGCAUGUGGUUACAGAAUAUAAGUGUAAUUUUAGACGUCUCCUAUUAUCUUAUUUAGAGAGCCAGUUUGGUGUAAUAGUUAAGGCACCUGGCUAGAAAAGAGGAGACAAUAUGCAUGAAGCCAGCUGCCUUACCAUGGGCCAAUCACUAUAUCUCAAUCCUAGGAAGAAAGGAAGAACAAAAACCUUGCCAAGAAAACUGCAGGGACUUCUCCAAGUAGUCUAUGAGAAUCAGACAGGAUCAAAUGGAAGAAAAAAAAUGCACACCUUAGUUUGUAACUAUCUUACAUUUAUGUAAUCCUGCAUUUUUUUCUCACCACAGAAAGCCCACUAAAAAGGAAGAGUUUGGCUAACAUGCCAAAACAUCUUAGUAUUAGCAAACUUAUUUUUACAUUAUUAUUGGCUGAAAAAUUAAUGAUUUCUGUAUUGCUUAUGAUGAAUAAGUUCCUUAAAAACUCUUGAUCAAUUAUAUUUUCUGUAUGUUUUAAAAAAUGUUAUUAGUUUUUAAUUUUAUCCUUGAAGACAUCUGGUAUAUGUAGCCAUACAUUCUAUCAUGAUUUAAGAACUAUGAUAAUAUAAAGUAAAUUAGGCAAUAGAAAUGUAUAUUAUUUUAAAUAACUGGAUACAAAACAUUUUCACUUUAAUUUAUUUUUAAAUCUCUUUAGGCAUAUAGAAAAAUAUUCUGUAAUAAUAGAAUUGAAUAGCUAAUACUUAGUUAUCAUUUGUUAAUUUUAUAUACAUUCACAAGAUCUUAUUUUAUCUGUUUCUAUGGCAAAUAUAUUUGUAAUGAGGCAGAUGAAUUCAAACCCACCUGCGUAUAACAGAUAUUGUCAUAGUAAUAAGAUGAAUGUACUGUAUCUAUUUAAAAAUCCCGAUGCAUUUCCUGAAUGAGAAAUAGUACGUGUAGCUUAGAAAAAGAGUUCCCAUCUCUGAUUAUACCUCCAUUGUCACCUAUCAACAACAGAUUGUCACAAUCAUCACCCACAGACUUUAAAAGCUGAUGUAUCUUCAAAUUGAAGGUGAGGCCUUUGAAUAUCUUUCUUACCUAUUUUAAAACACCUUAAAAGAUUGUUUUUCUUGUUUGUAAUAAAUCAUUGGAACAGAA
This is a messenger RNA of Thamnophis sirtalis, 5520 nucleotides long. It is a transcript of the gene SYK, whose product is annotated as spleen associated tyrosine kinase. Gene Ontology annotation, cellular component: cytoplasm. Gene Ontology annotation, biological process: protein phosphorylation; intracellular signal transduction. Gene Ontology annotation, molecular function: non-membrane spanning protein tyrosine kinase activity; ATP binding. The record is from RefSeq and is a predicted model, not a curated record. NCBI's taxonomy places the organism in Eukaryota, Metazoa, Chordata, Lepidosauria, Squamata, Natricidae.